Messenger RNA from Chelmon rostratus (copperband butterflyfish), 6190 nucleotides. Its product is annotated as muscleblind-like protein 2a. NCBI's taxonomy places the organism in Eukaryota, Metazoa, Chordata, Actinopteri, Chaetodontiformes, Chaetodontidae. The record is from RefSeq and is a predicted model, not a curated record. Gene Ontology annotation, molecular function: metal ion binding. The coding region runs from base 758 to 1900 and encodes 380 amino acids. The transcript has 10 exons.
AAGCUUGUUGCUUAAAUCUGUGCAGUGCCACAAAGUAAUGAAGAAAUGCGGACGUGUACAUGGACGAAAUAACAAGUUACACUUCUACGAACAGGGCGAGAAUUAAAUGUGUUGUCGAACAGACAUUUCGGGAGCACUUGACAUCUUGUUUUCGUUAGUUCGGCCGCACUGCCGUGUCGUUCGUCCUAGCUGGUGCGUGAUCCUCUGGGAAGCGGUUCAUCCGUGAUGGUGAGAUCACAAGCAGAAAGUGCCUUUUAGAGGAUAUCCCUGACUUGAAGUUGGAACGUGGACACUGCUGGUUUCUGCUUUCUGUCAGGCCAGACUUGGGCAACAGCACCGGAUACCUCAGCUGCAAGCCCUUUGCCACCACUUUGCACAACGUCAGCACCUAAACAAAUCAAAUAGAGCCAUAAUAUAAGGACAGAGAAUACUGACCUGAGAAUGUAUGACUGAAGUGACAAAUCUCCAUUAAAUUUCCCUCACUUGUCUGAUAUUUAUGGGCACCGUCAUUUGUGGAAUAUACACUUGAACGUGUCUCAAAAAAAAAGAAACACUUCUCCAGUUGUUUCUUUUUGAUGUGUUAUUCCUCAGUCACUGACCAGCCAUCUGAUCUCUCUGCUCCACCUAAUGGAGGACUCACCAGGUUGUUUUAAAAGAGGGCUUUGUACAUAGAGCCAACCUACAGCUUUUGGUGUACGAGGCACGUCCCAACAAGAUUGAUUUUUAAAACUCACAUUUAUGAUCAUAACCUUUGGACAUGGCGUUGAACAUUUCUUCAGUAAGAGACACAAAAUGGCUAACUCUGGAAGUCUGUCGACAGUUUCAGCGAGGAAACUGCUCACGUAGUGAUGAGGAAUGCAAAUUUGCUCAUCCUCCGAAGAGCUGCCAAGUUGAAAAUGGGAGAGUUAUUGCCUGCUUUGACUCACUGAAGGGCCGAUGCUCAAGAGAAAACUGCAAAUAUCUUCAUCCACCUUCACACUUAAAAACCCAGUUAGAGAUAAAUGGGCGCAACAAUCUCAUCCAGCAGAAGACAGCAGCAGCCGUGCUGGCCCAGCAGAUGCAGCUCAUGAUCCCAGGAUCCAGUCUGCAGCCUGUGGGACUUGGCACAAAUACUGGUCUUUGUUACGGUUCAUACAUGACACCAUUGAGCCACGGAAUGAGCCUCGUCCCAACAGACAACCUCCCCAGCACCCCGGUUCUUGUUCCCGGGAGUCCACCUAUCACCGUCCAGAGUUCUUCUUCCUCCUCUUCUUCUUCACCCUCACAGAAGCUGCAGCGUACGGACAAACUAGAGGUGUGCCGCGAGUUUCAGCGGGGAAGCUGUGCAAGAGGGGAGACAGACUGCCGCUUUGCUCACCCCAGUGACAGUCCAAUGAUUGACACCACUGAUAACACUGUCACUGUUUGCAUGGACUACAUCAAGAGUCGCUGCUCCAGGGAGAAGUGCAAGUAUUUUCACCCGCCUGCACACUUGCAGGCCAAAAUCAAAUCCAGUCAACAGCAUGUCAGUCAGACAGCCGUGGCAGCCCAGGCCGCAGCCGUGACUCAGUCGACUGCCAAAGCAAUGAAGCGAUCCCUCGAGGCAACUGUAGACCUGGCCUUUCCCCACAGUGUCCUCCAGCCCCUACCAAAGAGACCAGCUCUUGAGAAGAGCAGCUGGGCCAACUCUCUCCUCAGCCCCAGUUUUUUGCACUACCAACAGGCUCUGGCCAACACACAGCUGCAGCAGCCCACUGCUGCAUUUUAUCCCACAGGUUCUGUCUUGUGCAUGACUCCCGCAAACAGCGUUGUCCCCAUGAUGUACAGUGCUACGCCUGCUACUGUCUCUGCAGCCACUUCUCCCGCCACAAGUGUCCCCUACGCAGCAACAGCACCAGCCAAUCAGAUAAUCCUCAAGUAACCACCAGGAAAAGAAGCCAGUGCCAUGUUGCUGCUGUUAAAGACCCCAAACAACUGCUCUGUAAAUACUCUGUUAACACCACACACAACCUACAAAGAGCUGCAUGCUGAUAACGUCACUGAUGAAAAAGUUGUAGACAUUAUUUGAUCCCUCAUAAUAAAUGACAUAGCUCAAUUACUAGGAUUAAACUGUGUUAGAUAAAUGUCACAGAAGAUUGUUGUGUGUACACGCCUUUGCACCUGCAUUAACAUGCAUCUUCAGUUAUGUGCAUAAUAUCCUGGUUUCAUUUCCUGAACCAGUUCUUACAAGUCAAAAGCUGCAUUUAGCCUCGUAAUGAGCUGAAAUGCAGUAACGUCUCCAGUUCACAUACAGGGGCCUCAUAAAUAAAAACGGAUUCAACCAGGAAACACGUGCAGUGAAGAUACAGUGGUAACACCUAUAUACUAACUAAUGUGCAACUAAAGUGUUGUUCACUCACAGUUUAAUCAUGUAAAUAUCACAAGUGGAAGUAAUGAGCAUAACAGAUCUAAUCUGAAGAAGUUUUCAGUGUGUAGACAGUACUUGUUAAUACCAGGUGUAAAGGGGUCCUGUGUUGGAGAUUGUUAAGAUUAUUGUUUCCGUCAUGAGUGCGUUAUGUAAACGAAGAUAAUUUUUUUUCACAUUAAUGAUUGUUUAUUUAGUGCCAGAUUUCAUUAUUUCAAACAAACUAGUAGAAAGCACUUAUUUUAACUUUAAACUCUACAUUGUAAAAAUGAUGGACGUACAUUGUUUAGCCUGUCAUCCCCAGAGAACAGGAUCAGUGCUCCACCCCCUGGUGUGCCUUUGCAUUGCAUAUACAGUAUGUUUGCUGAGAGACAAUACUGUAUAAUCCAUUUGCUGCACAAACUCUUUUUCUUCAAGGUAGUGAAGCAACGAUAAUUCAAAGAGUUCAAUUUUCCCCUCUUCAUUAUUAAAAAAAAAAACACCAUUUGGAUUUUUUGUCACAGUGAUGGUCGUGUCGUUGGAAGCCUUUUUCCCUGCUGGGGCCAGUUUCACAAAGAUAGACACUGACAAUUGCUCAGGUCAAACUAAUAUAAUUAAUAACUAUAACUAAUAUAGAUUUCAGUACGGCGUCUAAAUUCAAGCUGUGUGGUUGUCUUGAAAGGAAAGGUCACUGAAAUGUGGGUAAUACAUGCAAAUGAAUAGUGUUAAACUUCCGUGCAGAGCUCCCUGCUCAUUUGCAGGCUCUUGCGCUGUUUUUCGAACUGCAGAUUUCACAAACUCGGAUCAAACUAGACGGUGCCCGAAACAUAUUUUAGUGUACUGGCUUGAAAAUGGACAGGCAAAACCAAGCACCACCCAACGCGCAGUACGUCACCCACCAGGUGGAGCGCUGUGGUCCCAGUGCAUUCUGGUUGUUGUAGGUUUUCUACCUUUUGAACAAAAGGGAAUCUCACCACUCCAUUUCUCUGUUUUCUCUGAUCAUGUAGCACCAUUUUCAAAAAUAUUUUCAUCUUUCUGCUGCAUAGAUAGCCCAGUUUUAUGAGAAGACCAUCUUUCGAUGGUGAACUACUUCUUGAAGCAGCAAUAAUGGUGAACCAAAUAACCACAUUACAUGGCUCAACAGGCACAGGGAUAUUUUACUGGGAAAAUUCAGUGAAGAUUGUAACAAUACAGAAAACUUCCGGUGGUAUAACAUCUCAACGCAGUGCAGACCUUUAGCAAAGAUGAGAGGUGGCAGGAUUCAGUACUUCUGCUAACUUGUCAGGCAGGUUCAGAACAGUUUCCUUAAACAUACAAAAAUGACUGACGAUGUCGUCUCUCCUUUGUAUUUCCCACAGGCUACUUCAGUCUCUAAAAACUCGCUCUACAACAUUAUUAAAAUUAUUAACCAUGUUUUUUCCUCUUCUUUGUCAUUUGGCGCCACUAGUCAGCAGGGGUCACAAAUUGCUACCAUGGAAACAUCUUAGUUUUGGGUUUUUAGUAUUGAAAGACUGGCCUAACUCUGCAGGCCAGUCUGACCAGUCUUUGUGAAACGGGCCCUGGUUCACAUUGAAGAUAUAGCAAACCAUGUUUUUAGGAAGAGCCUCCACAGGCAAGUUAACUCAGUAAAAUGGUGUGGAAUUACUACUGCUCAUAUUCAAACUUAAGUUCUUGCAAGCCUCUAAGGGCUGAGCCGAGUAGUGUGUGAACAGUCUUAAUGUUACAGUCAGCUGUCAGUACUGUAUUAUUUGAAUGUUACAAGUGCCUAAAGAAUAGUGCGGAUGAGGACGUCCAUGCAUAUUUAAAAGGCUUCGUGUGGAAAAAUCACUCAUUUAAAUCUACUUUACUUAAGUCACAUGUAGAAAGACAUGUUUUGCAGUGUAUGUCAGUGCAUUGGUAUUUUGUGUGCUCCUGUUUAGAUUUAGUAUUUCAGUUCAUUUUCACUGAAGCUCAAACUUGUAUGUGUACGACGUGUAAGAGCUGAUAGCUUAAUUUUCAUUAGUUUCUCUUUUAAGAUGUUUACGUAGUUUGUGACUAUGUUUUAUAUUUAGUUUUAGCCACAGUAAAAUACUUUAUGUAGUAAAGUAGAGUUUAAGGAAGGAGGCUUUUUUGUGAGACUUAGUUGCGUAUGGUUGAUUAUGCAAUUACCCAUCUUUGUUUGAAACGUCCAGCAGACAGAGUGGGGGUUGUAGCUGGUUGGAAUGAGAACAAAACUGAUGUUAAAAACAGUUUUGUUGCUCAUUUUCAUCUAAGUUUUAGUUCCCUGUUUUGCAAACAGUGUGUGCAAAUGUCAACCUGUCCUUUAAUGUUUCCUUUGUCUUUUUAAGUGACUGAAAUAGGGUUUUGGGGGUUUUUUUUGUUUUUUUGUUUUUUUUGGAAUGAAAAUGUGUGUGUGCACUUGUGUGUGUGAUUAACUCAGACAAUCCACCAAGACAUUUGUUCACACUUUUUUCACCAUUAUUGGAUGGAAUAUAAGGAGUAUACGUGCAUACUUUACUAGUUUAACAUAAGAAAAGAACACUUUUAAAAUGUACUUUCUUCUAUUUUAUGAUGAAUGUAAUUUAUUAAACUGACUUUAGUUCUGCGCGAGGUUCCUCAAAGGGCCUCAAUCUGUUGUUUUAGCCUAUGAGAAGCCGUCUUGUGUCCGGGGAUCGAAUGUUGGCGCAAAGCGAAGCUUAAAACAUUUCAUCCUUGUCACUGCCUCGUCACCUGUAAGGGACAACGAACCUUUGUAUGAGCAAGGCCAUUGAAUUGCUUUUUAUGUGCAAAAGUGCAUUGUACAGGACACAUUUUACGAAAAAACAACUUUCAUAAUAGCGUGGUAAUAGUUUGUCAUUAAAUUGUUUUGACGUGUUGCUGAGGCAAUCUGAAGUUGCAGUGAUAAAAACUGUAUUUUUGUAGGUGAUGAAAUUGUUUUACCUUCUCACAAUAACACAUUAGAUUGUACUGUCAGAUGUUUGACUUUAUUAUGCCAUGGUGUGAAACACUGUAAGUGAUCCAGUGCAUAAAAUAUAUUUUGAAAUGUGCUUUUUGUGUUUUGUAUGGUUUCCAUUGCAUGUUAACAUCUUGCAGCCAAAAUGUAACCCCCCCCCUCAGAGAAUCCAGGCUGCUGAGCGCUGAACUCUUGCAGACACGAGUCAAGACGGUCAGGAGUUGAUGCUUCAGUGGCUUUUUAAACCUUUUUCAAAAUAUGAUAGCUUUCAAAGUUUAGGUUAUUAGAUAUAUGUCAGUUUUUCCCUUAUUUAUUUCACCUGCAGAUAAAAGGCAUGUAACCGAAUGUUUGUUUCAUCUUCUGGCAAAAAGCUUGAAUGUCAUGGAUACACCUGCACGUGGAGGCUGUUUGAGAUUUUGAUCACCCAGUCAAAAAGAUAUGGACAGUAAGAAUGUUUGGUCUGACUGACUGAUGGAAACAUUUCUCUUAAGCACUUUCUCAACAGUCAGAUGACUGGGAAGAUGUGCUGCUUUUUGUGAACUUUGCCUUAUCUUUGAUCUAUUGAUAAGUUUGUAUUUGUUCAGUAAUGACGAAUUCCACAUUGUCUCAUAAAUAAAAUACAUUUCUCUGAGCUUGUCUGUGAAAUUACUGCUACAUGAGGUUUUUCAUGUGAAGCCAAAACGAUAGUUUGGAAAACAAACCCACAGACCAUCCUGAGACAAGACUUGAUGUUGAUGUUCUUCAAUAAGAUCAAACCUCUUCAGUGCCAUUUGGUUCCAUCCUGGCCUGAAUAUAAACUUUCCCUCAUUUAAAAAACAAAACAAAACACUUAUUUGUGAAAAUUACUUUAUUUGUGCAUAAACACUUCAUGUCGAUAGUUCCUGUAAAUUCAAAAU